UUUCUUUUUUGGCGGAAGGAUCCUUGUUCGAGUGAAAGACAGAAGUGGUCUGCAAUGCGAGUUUUUUCAGCAGAUGGCGCUCCAUCCAUAACACAGUAAAAGCGUCUCUCCUGAUUCAUCCUCCGGGUGUUGAACACAGCUGCUGCUGAUGCUGCUGCAGGAUCCACUGCUGGGAACUUGUGCAUCAGCCGCUGCCUGUUUUACUGUCAUCUCCCAUCACACCUGCGUUUCUCUCAUCCACUCCCUCAGACUCACCUGAGGGGGUCUUAGAGUGAGGGUCGUUCAGAGUGAGUGUUCCUGUGGGCAGGUGUGUGACCACCCAUUAUCAGUCAUGGAUGGAGCUGUUUGAAGUCCAGACGAAGAAUGAAUGGGCUACUGUCAGAAAUGAUGCAAUCGCUGGACAGGCUGUAAAAAAUGGGGAUAGAGAGAGAGAGAGAUGGGCAGAGAGAGCCAGAGAGGGAGAAAAUAAAUAAAUAAAUAAUUCACUCUAAUCCUCUGGCUGGCUGGGCGCGCGCGCUCCACUCCUGCGCGCGCGCGCGGUGCCACAAGUAGCUCGAGCGCGCCGGGGUUGAGCUCUGAGGGGUCUGUGGUGGGCUUCUCCUGAAGAAAAUGACACAGAAGAGGGGAUAUUUACCUUUAUAUCUUUAUAAUGUAGCUAAAAAUCUGAGUACCUGGCUCGAGCAGCGGGCUGUAUAUGAUGUGUCCAGUUAGGCGCGCGAGGUGCGGAGAAAAGCGCGGGAAGCGGAUGAGCUCGUGCUCUGGUAGUGAACGGCUCAACUGGCGUCUGUAAGAUGAAGUUUACCACAAAUUUGGAUUACGGAGCCAUGGAGAAGCGAAACAGACUGUUUUUACUGCUUCUCUUCAUCAUGUCCAAACUGUACCUCAGUGACCAGCAGGUUCUCAGAAUCGGGGGCAUUUUUGAGACUCGGGAGAAUGAGCCAGUGAGUGUGGAUGAGUUAGCCUUCAAAUUUGCCGUGACUAGUAUCAACCGGAACAGGACACUGAUGCCAAACACCACUUUGACCUAUGACAUUCAGAGAGUGAAUCUCUUUGACAGUUUUGAAGCAUCUCGAAGAGUAUGUGACCAGUUAGCUCUGGGUGUAGCUGCAGUGUUUGGCCCAGCUCACAGCUCUUCUGUCAGUGCAGUGCAGUCUAUCUGUAAUGCCCUGGAGGUUCCUCAUAUUCAGACCCGCUGGAAACACCCCUCAGUGGACAACAAGGACACUUUCUUUAUCAACCUGUACCCAGAGCACACCUCCAUCAGCAGGGCUAUUCUAGAUGUUGUCACGUACUACAAGUGGAAGUCCAUUACUGUGGUCUAUGAAGACAGCACAGGGCUAAUGCGCAUGCAAGAGCUGAUUAAAGCCCCGUCCAGAAACGGCAUGAAGGUGCGUAUUCGCCAGCUGCCCAUCGGGAGCAGCGAUGCCCGUCCUCUGCUCAAGGAGAUGAAGAAGGAGCAGGAGUUCUACGUCAUCUUUGACUGCUCCAACCAAAUGGCUUCUGAGCUGCUCAAACAGCUAAUGUCAAUGGGGAUGAUGACGGAGUACUACCAUUUUUUCUUCACCACCUUGGAUCUCUUUGCACUGGACCUGGAACCAUACCGCUACAGUGGUGUUAACAUGACUGCAUUCCGCCUGCUGAAACUCGACGACCCCUACGUGGGAUCAAUUGUUCAGAAGUGGAGCACAGAGCGCCAGCUGUCCCCACCCAGACCUGAGAGUGGCCUAAUGAUCGGCAUGAUGAAUACAGCAGCCGCUCUCAUGUAUGACGCUGUGUUCAUGGUUGCUGUGGCAUCCCAGAGAGCCAGCCAGAUGACAGUGAGCUCUCUGCAAUGCCACAGGCACAAGCCAUGGAGGUACGGACCUCGAUUCAUGAACCUGUUCAAGGAGGCUCAGUGGGAUGGCCUAACAGGACGCAUAAUCCUUAACAAGACUGAUGGACUCAGGAAAGACUUUGAUUUGGACCUCAUCAGCCUCAAGGAGGAUGGUACAGCAAAGCGUGUAGUUGAUGGUGCAGCACGUCGUACUAAAUUGUGGACAAAGAUUGGGGUGUGGAACUCGUACUCUGGUCUGAAUUUAACUGAGAAAAAGGAGAACAAUAAAAACGUCACAGAUUCGCUGGCAAACAGAACUCUGAUUGUUACCACGAUCCUGGAGAACCCAUAUGUGAUGUAUAAGAAGUCAGACAAGGUGCUUUAUGGGAAUGAUCGCUUUGAAGGCUACUGUCUGGACCUGCUGAAAGAGCUCUCCAACAUCCUGGGAUUUAAUUAUGAAGUCAAGCUGGUGACCGAUGGAAAGUACGGUGCCCAGAAUGACAAGGGAGAAUGGAAUGGCAUGGUCAGGGAGCUUAUUGACCAUAUAGCGGAUCUGGCUGUGGCUCCUUUGACCAUCACUUACGUGCGGGAGAAAGUCAUAGACUUCUCUAAACCUUUCAUGACCCUGGGCAUCAGUAUUCUGUACCGCAAACCCAAUGGCACCAACCCAGGGGUCUUCUCAUUCCUCAACCCCCUCACUCCAGAUAUCUGGAUGUACGUGUUGCUGGCCUGCCUGGGAGUCAGCUGUGUGCUCUUUGUCAUUGCCAGGUUCACACCAUAUGAAUGGUAUAACCCUCACCCCUGCAACGCUUCAUCAGAUGUGAUGGAAAACAACUUCACCUUACUGAAUAGUUUAUGGUUUGGAGUUGCAGCUCUCAUGAGACAAGGCUCAGAACUGAUGCCCAAGGCUCUAUCAACUAGAAUCGUUGGAGGGAUUUGGUGGUUCUUCACACUAAUCAUAAUAUCGUCUUAUACUGCUAACCUGGCUGCCUUUCUCACGGUGGAGAGGAUGGAUGCUCCAAUCGAUUCAGCGGAUGAUCUGGCAAAGCAGACUAGAAUUGAGUACGGGGCUGUGAGAGAUGGCUCAACCAUGACUUUCUUUAAAAAAUCAAAGAUCUCAACAUACGAAAAGAUGUGGACCUUCAUGAGCAGCAGGAAGAACACAGCUUUGGUUAAGAAUACCAGAGAGGGCAUCACACGCGUCCUAACCACAGACUAUGCUCUCCUCAUGGAGUCUACGAGCAUUGAGUACAUCAGCCAAAGGAACUGCAACCUCACUCAAGUCGGUGGACUCAUAGAUUCUAAGGGCUAUGGAGUAGGCACACCUAUAGGGUCACCCUACCGGGACAAGAUAACCAUCGCCAUCCUGCAGCUGCAAGAAGAAGGCAAGCUGCACAUGAUGAAGGAAAAGUGGUGGAGAGGGAAUGGCUGCCCUGAGGAAGACAACAAAGAGGCUAGUGCCCUGGGCGUGGAGAACAUCGGUGGUAUCUUCAUCGUGCUGGCUGCUGGCCUCGUCCUGUCAGUGUUCGUGGCAAUAGGAGAAUUUAUCUACAAGGCCCGCAAGAACAGUGACAUCGAGGAGUGCAUCUCUUUCAGUGAAGUGAUGGAGGAGCUGGGCGUCACCUUCAGAUGCCACAAGGCCAUGAGGAAAAGAGGAAGACCACGAGGAAGAGCUGCCCUCACAGGAGUCUUAUGCAAUUCCAAACGCAUCAUGAGGAAAGAAACUAUGGCCUAGAAAGACAUUUUAACAUGCAGACUGGAGAUCCAUUUGACUGAAUAAGACUCACAAGAGACCUUCUCACUCACAAGUCGUCAAGGAUGUUUUUAAAUUAUUUCUUUCUUUCCUUUAUUAAAAAGAUUAGAGCAUUUGAACAUGGAUGUAACGUACAUUGCUUUCAAUUUGUGGUUGAAGAGCACAUCUUGCAAUAGUUGUGUUUCUGAAUGAAAAUGAAAGGAUUGGGGAAUUGGGGAUUUUUCAGUUGCCCUCACUGAAACAUCACAUUCUACAUGGUACAGUAGCAUUUCUUGUGCUGUCCUCACUUUUCAAAAUAAAAAGGUUUUACAUAUUUUAAA
Molecule: messenger RNA, 3886 nt
Organism: Astyanax mexicanus (Mexican tetra)
Lineage: Eukaryota; Metazoa; Chordata; Actinopteri; Characiformes; Acestrorhamphidae
Gene: grik1a
Product: glutamate receptor, ionotropic, kainate 1a
Exons: 17
Coding region: 792-3548 (918 amino acids)
Biological process (GO): synaptic transmission, glutamatergic; monoatomic ion transport; modulation of chemical synaptic transmission
Cellular component (GO): kainate selective glutamate receptor complex; presynaptic membrane; plasma membrane
Molecular function (GO): transmitter-gated monoatomic ion channel activity involved in regulation of postsynaptic membrane potential; kainate selective glutamate receptor activity
Source: RefSeq, a predicted model, not a curated record